AUGACUAAGGCUCAUGUAAUUCGUGCAUAUAUAUUAGCAUUAUAUAUAAUAAAUAACUUGGUUUCAAUAAUACUAACCAAAUUUACACCAUGGAAAGAUAUUAAGACUAGUACUUCACUUAUCCCAUUUGAAACUCUAUCUCUUGACAUUGCAUCCAAGCUUUAUACAGACACUAAUUCCAUCAAAACAGCCUCUUCUGAUUUUGGUAAGCUUUUUCAAGAAACCCCAUCUGGCGUUUUCUAUCCUUCCUCCGUUUCUGACAUCGCUCGCCUCAUUAAAUCCUCCUACGCUUCUAAUUAUCCGUUUAAGAUCACUGCUAGAGGCCAUGGUCACUCCGUGGGAGGACAGGCAAUGGUGAAAGACGGGGUGGUGGUGGAAAUGAGCUCAUUGAGUAGUGGUGUUAGUGUUUGUUGGAGUGAGAGUUUAGGGUAUUAUUGUGAUGUUGGCGGUGAGGUUCUUUGGAUCGAUGUUUUGAGGACGGCGAUGGAGCAUGGACUAGCACCGGUUUCGUGGACGGAUUACUUGUAUCUUAGCGUUGGCGGUACCCUUUCGAAUGCUGGGAUUAGUGGGCAAUCGUUCCUUCAUGGUCCCCAAAUUAGCAAUGUGCAUGAGAUGGAUGUCAUCACAGGAAAAGGGGAUUUCAUGACAUGCUCCAAAACCGUGAACUCUGAGCUCUUCUAUGGAGUUCUUGGAGGUCUUGGCCAAUUUGGGAUCAUAACUCGAGCAAGAAUUGUUCUUCAUAAGGCACCAACAAGGGUGAAAUGGAUUCGGAUGAUUUACAAAGACUUUGAUGCUUUCACUAAGGAUCAAGAACAUUUGAUCUCGAUUGAUAACAACGGACCUAAUUAUGUUGAAGGUUCGCUUAUUAUGAAGAAGAGUUCUGCAAAUAACUGGAGAUCUUCAUUUUUUUCAGUUCUUGAUGAAUCCAAAGUAAAUUCUUUAGCAUCCAAAUAUGGAGUCGUUUAUAGCUUAGAAGUUGUCAAAUAUUAUAACGAUAUCAGCAUAACAACCGUCAAUGAGGAACUAGAUGAGAUGUUCAAAGGGUUGAGCUUCGAAACUGGAUUUAUUUUCAAGAAAGAUGUAUCAUUUGUGGAUUUUCUGAAUAGAGUGAGAAUUGAAGAGUUGAAGCUUCAAUCCAAAGGACUGUGGGAUGUUCCACAUCCAUGGUUAAAUCUAUUUGUCCCAAAAUCGUGCAUUCAAGAUUUUAAUCAACGUGUGUUCAUCGGUAUUAUUCAAAAAGAAAACAAAAGCUCGGGGCCUUUCCUCGUCUACCCCAUGAACCGGAAAAAGUGGGAUGCUCGGAUGUCUGCUAUCAUAUCAGAGGGCGACGAUGAUGAUGUGUUUUACACCGUAGGUUUAUUGCACUCCGCUAGAAAUGUUGAAGACGGGAAAAUCAUCGAUGAUCAAAAUAAAAGAAUACUAGAGUUAUGUGAUGAAAUUGGCAUUGAAGUCAAGCAAUACCUUCCACAAUAUUACAAAACAAAAGAAGAAUGGAUGAAGCAUUUUGGUGCAAAAUGGAGUUUGUUUGAGGAGAGAAAAGCCAAGUAUGAUCCAAAAAUGAUAUUAUCUCCUGGACAAAGAAUUUUCAAAUUUAUUUAA
This is a messenger RNA of Erigeron canadensis, 1599 nucleotides long. Its product is annotated as cytokinin dehydrogenase 3. Gene Ontology annotation, molecular function: cytokinin dehydrogenase activity; FAD binding. The coding region runs from base 1 to 1599 and encodes 532 amino acids. The transcript is spliced from 5 exons. Gene Ontology annotation, biological process: cytokinin metabolic process. NCBI's taxonomy places the organism in Eukaryota, Viridiplantae, Streptophyta, Magnoliopsida, Asterales, Asteraceae. The record is from RefSeq and is a predicted model, not a curated record.